AUGUUUGAUUGGAAAGAAUACAUUGAGACUGUUCUGAACGACAGUACCAUUGAGGACAUCGCAAUCGUGGGAUGCACACCAAAGAACAAGAUAGUUUGGGCUUGCAAACCUGACGGGGUACUUGGCAAUGUGACAUCUGUGGAAGUGGAAGUGAUCAUCGACAAGGACAGGAAGUCAAUUCUCCAAAAUGGAAUCACCAUUGGUGGAAAGAAAUAUUCUGUUAUCAGAGACAACAUGAUGCUAGAAAAAGAUCCAUCAAUGGAUAUCAGAACACUUGGUGAUGAGGGGAAGAGUAUCUGUAUUGGGAAAUCAUCCAAAGCAUUGGUGUUCUUGAUGGGUCACAAAGGAGUUCACGGAGGGGUUUUGAACAAGAAGAUGCAUGAUAUGGUUGAUUUCUUAAAUAAAAAUGGCAGUAUCUGAUUAC
This is a messenger RNA of Callorhinchus milii (elephant shark), 424 nucleotides long. Its product is annotated as profilin-3-like. Gene Ontology annotation, cellular component: cytoplasm. Gene Ontology annotation, molecular function: actin binding. Gene Ontology annotation, biological process: positive regulation of actin filament bundle assembly; actin cytoskeleton organization; regulation of actin filament polymerization. Bases 1 to 420 code for a protein of 139 amino acids. NCBI's taxonomy places the organism in Eukaryota, Metazoa, Chordata, Chondrichthyes, Chimaeriformes, Callorhinchidae. The transcript has a single exon. The record is from RefSeq and is a predicted model, not a curated record.